Messenger RNA from Nicrophorus vespilloides, 1188 nucleotides. RefSeq lists its product as uncharacterized. The record is from RefSeq and is a predicted model, not a curated record. The transcript is spliced from 5 exons. The coding region runs from base 69 to 674 and encodes 201 amino acids. Lineage: Eukaryota; Metazoa; Arthropoda; Insecta; Coleoptera; Silphidae.
GACUACGUAAUUUCGUGAGCAGAUUUAAAAUCCAUAUUUUGUGCAGCGAUGGAGCGGAGACACGAAUUAUGGCAAUCAAUCGCAUUUUAAUAGUGAUUGGAACCGCUGGUACCCGUCACCGAUCAUUUCUGUUAUUUUCCCUGCUUCGCUCAUUUAUUUUAUGCACGUAUUCUCCGAGCGGCCGUCGAGCGAGUCAACUUAUUUUCCUCGAACGGAAAAUGCAAGCAGUCCAGGUAAAGUACGGAGGUGGAUUCCUUAACGAUGAGCUGGUACUGUGGAAGAAGCAGAAAGAGUACGCGAGAUACAAGAAAUGUCAAGAACAAAAACAGGUGCGCGAUAUGAUGGAAAACUAUUGGCCGUGGGAGGACAACGCGCAGGUAAAACCACGAGGACUCAAAAACUUGCGAUUGGAUGGACUCUUUCCGCAGAGAGACUUUGAAAAUGCUAAACGAUUUUCAGGAAUUUUAGAUCUGGGUCGACCUGGAGGUGGAGCGCCAAACGUGAACCGCGAUACCGGAAGGAAACUGCUUAAGACACGCGAGGAUCCAUUGCUUCGGUUCCAGUGGGGCAAAGAUCUAAGAAACACGGUGGACAAUAAACUGCGUUACCACACGGACAAGAAUCAGCAAGAGAAAUAUAGAAAGGAAUUAGGCAAUCGAGCGGAAAUGAUUUAAAGAUAAUAUAUUUAACAUUUAUCUUACAGAUAGAAUGGUCGAGGAGAAGAUCAAUGAAAAACUUCAAGAGAAGACGCGCAACGAUGGUGGGAAUAAAAUAGCAAAACGACCAGCAAAGAAUCGCGAAUUUCCUCAAACGGACAAAUGGAUUUCGAAACGCUACCAACGGCUCUCCCCUUUACACAAUGGUAAAGAUCUCGGGAUUGAGCUGGUCCCAUUGAUGAUACAGAAACGAACGCCUCCUAAGAUUCCUCUCGGAACGACGGAUGUAACGAGAAACGGCGAAGAAUGUACGAACGCUCAACAAUGGAACGAAAGCCAGUUGUAUUUGAAAGCACUCCUGAAGCAGAUGAGCGGCAAACGAAGAUGCUUGCAGGAAACGAAUUCUUCGGAUCUCGAAGGAUCCAUGAAGCAUUUCGAAACUUGGAGCAAAAUCUGGGGUAGACCCGGACACGGCGCGCCCAGAUCUUCCCUCCGGAAAGGUUGCAUAGAGAAAAUGCUAUACCCAAAGAUG